GUCGGUGGUUCCUUUUUCUGGCUGUUGCAGAGCCUGGGUGAAAACCUGAGUGAGGUGGGAGCCUAGAGAUGACGAGUCUCCCCCCACCCCCACCCCAACACGAUUAAUUUUCCACUUGCAGUGACCUGCCGUCCAGGGUGAUUUAUCAGCUGUUGGGCGUUUGUCACUAAAACAAAACAAGCCGUGGAAUGUGCUGCUCUGUGCCCAUGAGAUGGCUGGAGAAGGUUCGCGGGUGGGGAGAAUAAUGAUCUUCAGUUUCUGACCUGCUGGCAGGGCGGCGGGAUUUAUCAGGAGGCGCAUGUGACUGGUUAAGACACAGAGCCCCAGCCUGGAGGAAACAGCUGCUCACAGCGUGCUCGGCCCUUGGCAGCAGGACAGGCGGGCGCUGAUGUGAGGAACACCGCACAAAACCACCCCAGUUCUUCAAAGCACUUACAAUUCAAGUUGAACAAACCAGUUCUACAGUCUGUUCCCUCAAUGCAUUUUCCAAUGAUGAUAAAUGCCCUUAAAAUUCUUUUGGACCUGGAAACCUAUGUGUGUGAAAACGAUAGAAUUUUCUUAAAGUACAACUAAGAACAGAGGCCACCAGUAGGCACUAACAUCACCAACUUGCAUGAUUAUGGAGAUGGCCUAUCUGAUGCUGAACAUGUUUCUAUUCUUUUGACAACGGCUAAAUAACCAUGGGGUCAAGCGGCCUUGGGAAAGCAGCAACAUUAGAUGAACUGCUGAGCACUUGCAUUGAGAUGUUUGAUGACAAUGGAGAGCUGAAUAAUAGUUAUUGGCCAAGAAUAGUUCUACUGAUGCACCGAUGGUAUUUAUCUUCAACUGAAUUGGCAGAAAAACUUCUCUGCAUGUAUCGAAAUGCCAGUGGAGAAAACUGCGAUGAAUUUCGAUUAAAGAUCUGCUACUUCAUGAGGUACUGGAUUCUGAAGUUUCCUGCAGAGUUUAAUCUGGAUCUUGGCUUGAUUCGUAUGACUGAGGAAUUCCGGGAAGUAGCUAGUCAACUAGGAUAUGAAAAACACAUCAGCCUCAUUGACAUAUCCAGCAUUCCUUCCUACGACUGGAUGAGAAGAGUCACACAGAGGAAAAAAGUAUCCAAGAAGGGAAAAGCUUGUCUGCUGUUUGACCAUCUGGAGCCCAUUGAAUUGGCUGAGCACCUUACUUUUCUGGAGCAUAAAUCUUUCAGAAGGAUCUCAUUCACUGAUUACCAAAGCUAUGUCAUCCACGGUUGCCUGGAGAAUAACCCAACCUUGGAGAGAUCUAUUGCUUUAUUUAAUGGAAUCUCUAAGUGGGUCCAGUUGAUGGUUCUUAGCAAACCAACCCCCCAGCAAAGGGCAGAAGUCAUCACAAAGUUUAUCAAUGUUGCAAAGAAGCUCCUUCAGCUCAAAAAUUUUAACACCUUGAUGGCUGUGGUGGGAGGCCUUAGUCACAGUUCCAUUUCACGCCUCAAAGAGACCCAUUCUCAUCUUUCUUCAGAAGUUACAAAGAACUGGAAUGAAAUGACAGAGUUGGUCUCCUCCAACGGCAAUUACUGUAAUUACCGCAAGGCCUUUGCCGACUGCGAUGGCUUCAAAAUCCCCAUCCUUGGAGUACACUUGAAAGACUUGAUAGCAGUCCAUGUCAUUUUCCCAGACUGGACAGAGGAGAACAAAGUGAACAUUGUGAAAAUGCACCAGCUCUCCGUUACCCUGAGUGAACUGGUCUCCCUGCAGAGUGCCUCUCACCACUUAGAACCCAACAUGGAUUUGAUCAACCUGCUCACC
Molecule: messenger RNA, 1763 nt
Organism: Galeopterus variegatus (Sunda flying lemur)
Lineage: Eukaryota; Metazoa; Chordata; Mammalia; Dermoptera; Cynocephalidae
Product: ras guanyl-releasing protein 3-like
Exons: 10
Biological process (GO): Ras protein signal transduction; positive regulation of GTPase activity
Cellular component (GO): plasma membrane
Molecular function (GO): guanyl-nucleotide exchange factor activity
Source: RefSeq, a predicted model, not a curated record